GAUAUUGAGAUUUUGAGCGGAGAUGUCGGCGAAGGAAGAGAACCGGAUUUUUGUAGGAGGCUUGUCGUGGGACACCACGGAGCGGCGGCUGGAGGGGGAGUUCGGCCGCUUCGGGAAGGUUAUCGAGGCUCAAAACUCCUGUCUAAGUUUCUGAAGCUGCCUAUUAAAAAGGAAGGGUUGUUUGUUUUUCCUCUUGAUGAAUAACCAAGGAGCUACAGACACUCUUUUGGAAGCUGACAAGUCUGCCACUUUCUGUUAUCUUUCUGUCAGCAUUGUUUUAGUUAACAGACACCUGUGAGUGCAUUUAUGAGUAGAAUGCUGGCUCAGAGUGAUGCUUCCAGUUCUUAGAGUUGAAUAUUUGAUAUAGAGCAGUCAAUGUCGAGACAAAUCUUUGAAACACAAUAGCCUUGGUGACAUAUCUUGGAUUGGAUCGUUGGUUUUGAUAUUGGCAGACGACAUUUGCAAAAUGCUAUAUCAAUGCCAUACUCUGAUGGUUUGUGAUUCUAUGUAGCACUUAAAUAUAAACUAUCCAAGGGAACUCACGAUGCCUGCUUUUAGUGGUCAUCUAAGGCUUGGCUGUUAUUUGAUAAAGGUGCUUCAUUGUUUGCCAAAACACUGUCAGAAGAGCAGCUUUUGUGAUAAAGCAUUUAAUAUGUUACUGGGAUCCCUGUUAUCUUUGAGGUUUGCUGUCUACAGUAUGCAUGAUCGUCCAGAAAAACAAUCUCAAGAUUAUGCUGCACAAUCUACUCUUCAUUGGACUGCAUUGCAGAUCAUAGAACGUUUUAAAUUUUAGUGUCAGGCUUGUUUAGUUUAAUAGCCUUUUAACUUUAACUGAAAACUUUGAAUUUAAAGGGAAGAAUGCUAGAUGCAUUUGACUAGAUCAUUCACAUCUAAUAUUGUCCAUCAGAAGGGGAAAAGAAUGUGUGACCUCAAAACUCAGUUCAAUGCUUGAUUGUUUCUUUAUAUGGCUGGCCUCCUGUAGUACUUUGUCACUAAGUUCAUAUUCUUGGUUUCUUUUUUUUUCUGCUGAUAAAUCCAUUGCAAGUGUCUUCUCUAGAUAAUAUCAUAAUACAUCUAAAUUGCUUGAUCUGGGAAUGUCUUCUCGGCAACACUGAAUGAUGGGCUUAUUAUACUUCAUGCAUUCAAUCUGUGCAAUGCAGCAUGGUUUUUGAACUUUGGUCUUUUAGAGUGAUUUAGAUGGUUGUUUAACAAGCACAGAGACCACAGGGACUGGACAAUUUACAUGGAAAACCAGCUGGAAGUUGAAAACUUUCUUCUUGGUGAUGGUUCAAGAUCAUGCAACAAAAAAAUGUGAAAAUGUACUGAAUGUGGGAAGGGUGUAGAACAGUGUUCCUGAUCUAAUAUUUUGGUUGGCGAUGAAUUGGUAUUUGAAGCCAUUAUUAGGAGAGAAAAUAGUAUAUGCAGAAUAGAUGCUGAUUUUUUUUCACAAUUUGUCAGAUUCUGUUAUUGGUCUUUGGAUUAGUGUCUGAAUCAUAUCAAGCUCUGGCCCAUCAUAAAGCUCGCACAAAAUAGCUGUUCAAAUUCAUGCUUAUGCUUGUUUUCCCUCUUUGACUUGGACAUCUUGAAUUAGAUCUUUCCUUUCCUUUGAACCUAAUGUUCCUUCUACAACCUGAUGUCCUCUGAAUGACAGAUGACAUCAUAUUGUUUCAGUUCAUUUCGUUUACAAUGUAUCUGCUGUCACUAGCUUUGUUUCAUAUAUUUUAAUGGGUUUAGCAGCAAUGUUUACGUUGGCCAAGAGUGACUGGAGAUGGACACCAAAUCACUUAUUGUCAUGGUUUUCAUUGUAUUGGCAUUUAGUUUGUGGUUUUUCAGAUAACUAGCUCUCACAAAUUUUUGGUGGUAGUCCUUUAUAAAAGUUGCUGGCAGUCAGUCUUAUGGCAACACUUUUCUGAAUUUUAUCUGUUUUGUGAUAUUUUGGAGAUCUUAAUGUAUCUUCAGAUCUGCUUAACUCUUAACUCAGUAAAAUGAUUCUUUCUGAAGUGCUUGCACCCAAUUUCUUCAACUGUUUCAUAUAAGAAUGAGAUAUACUAACUGACAGUAUGCCAAUGUGGACUGGUUGGAAGAUUUAUUCCUUGAGAUAUUUGAGCCAGUUCGUGUCGGCAGUUGUUUCAUUCACUACAUAGGAAGAUCUAGUGGUUAGGUGUUAAAGAAUUGCUCAAAUUUAUGUAAUGAUGCACUAAGAUGACACUGAAGUCUGUCAAUUGAUGUAAUCGCAAGACCAGCUGAAGUGUUCGUUAGAACAUGUUGCACCUACUCUUGGUUGAUUGCACUGAGGGGUGUCUUUCAUUUGGAUGUAAGACAAGAAUUGUACCAUUUUUUGGAUGUUGUGCAUAUCCAAUAUAGAUAUUGGGUAAAAAAUUUGCAUGGACUACAUUAAUCAUAGCAGAUUAUGGCUCAUUAUACAAUUAUUAUAGUGAGAUGUCUGGAUGAAGCAAAUGGUGUUUGUGACUUUUAUGGUGACCUUGUUCAUCAAUACUUUCUGCUAUGAUCAGGUCAUGCUGGAGAGAGAUACUGGCCGCCCCCGUGGAUUUGGAUUUGUGACAUUUUCUGAUCCUCGUGCUGUUGAUACUGCUAUCAGUGAGAUGCAUGGACAUGAGCUGGAUGGACGAGUCAUCUCAGUGAACAAGGCUCAGCCUAAGAUGAGCACAGAUGACACUGGCUAUGGCUACAAUGGAGGGGGAUACACAGCAGGCAGCAGAGCUGGUUAUCGUGGUGAUGAUGGGCCACCACCCGCAGGGCGUUCUGAUGAAUGCUUCAAGUGUGGUAGUCUUGGACAUUGGGCACGUGAAUGCCCUUUGGCCGGGGGAGGCAGUGAUGGUCGUUUCUCUUCUCGCUCGAAGUUCGGCAGGGGUGGUGGCCGUGGGGAUCGUGGUAGGGGGCCAGAUCGCUACAGUGAUCGCUAUUCAGAUGAUCGUUAUGAUGGGGGUCGUUAUGGGGACCGAGAUCAUUUUGGUAACAGGGACAGUCGUUAUAGUGGUGGCCGUGAUCGAUAUGCUAAUGAUCGUUACGGACCUCCUGGGGAUCGUUUUUCGGGUGAUAGGUAUGGAGGUGGACCUGAUCGUUACCCGCAGAAUGGAUACGUCAGGGAAAGAAGCUAUGAACGAGAUGGUCCGCAUGGUGGUGGUACCUAUGAUCGAGAGGGAGGGCCAAGAGGCAGUGGCUAUGACAGGGAUGGACCACGUGGUGGUGGCAGUGAUAGAUACGGGAGUGGUGGCCCUGCACGUUAUGAUGGUGGUGGAAGUUACAGGGACAGGCCCAGGCCAUAUGAUCGACCAAGCAGGGGUGGGCGCCCACCAUCUUUUGAUGUUCGCUAUUGAUGAAUGUAGGCUGUUAACAGUUAACCUGCAGUUGUUUUUCCUGACUUUGCUCUUUGCUACUCUAGGGUUGAUUGUGGAACAAUGCAGUGGUUUUUGGUUAUGUUAAUAUCAGGAUGGAAGAUCUGUUCUGUCCUUUUGCUUUUGGAAUCAUCUGAAUCCAUCUGGCAAUGUUAGCAGCUAUAUGAUAGUUUGUCUUAUACAUUCAGAUUGACUCAGUGUCUUAAUAUUCUUCCAUCUGUUGACCUGGUGGAUUGUUGCAGUGCAGGCUGUUAUAGUUUCUUUCUGUUGAUACUCGCACACUUUGUGUUGGUCGAUGUGGUAACCAUUCACUGACUACUGAGAAUACUUUUCUGAUCAGUAUAGACUCUUGCAUUCUGAUAUGCUCCUAGAUCAGCUCCUGUUUAACUAGUCUUGUGCUCCUCUAAUGUCGCCAUUGGGUGGGUUAGUUUUGAUGCAAGGAAAGUAAGUUCUCUAUGCCUGUAAUGCAAGUUUGAGCAAGGUGUUAACUAGCCGACGCGUCACCAGUUUGAAUUGCAGCCACUUGCUGAAGGUCGAGGAACCUUUUUGUUUACAUGCAAGUCUUUGGUUUAUGUUUCCUGAUGCCUGGGCAUUAUGUUGAUCCUGUUUAUUGAGAUUGAAUGCUCGUUGUGUGGUUGAAUUUUGAAACUGCUCAUAUAUUGUUCAGCACAGAUAAGGGUGAUCUGAGAUGGUGUUGAGAAUGAUGUGCAUGUUUUGGCAAACCCCCCGAUGGCAGUGUGCUUUGUGGACGUUAUUUUGCUCCCUCUUUUUUUGGGAUCAUUCUUUUAGGUGAUGGCUCUUGUGGUAUUAACUUGUCCAAAGCUUAGACAAUUUGUAUUGGAAUCUCACGUAAAUAAAGUCCUGAGUGUACAGUUAAUUUCA
Musa acuminata AAA Group (dessert banana) is the source of this 4238-nucleotide messenger RNA. RefSeq names its product glycine-rich RNA-binding protein RZ1C. Gene Ontology annotation, cellular component: nucleus. The record is from RefSeq and is a predicted model, not a curated record. NCBI's taxonomy places the organism in Eukaryota, Viridiplantae, Streptophyta, Magnoliopsida, Zingiberales, Musaceae. The transcript is spliced from 3 exons. Gene Ontology annotation, molecular function: mRNA binding; zinc ion binding. Bases 2448 to 3338 code for a protein of 296 amino acids.